Molecule: messenger RNA, 1895 nt
Organism: Bicyclus anynana (squinting bush brown)
Lineage: Eukaryota; Metazoa; Arthropoda; Insecta; Lepidoptera; Nymphalidae
Product: cytochrome b5-related protein
Exons: 6
Coding region: 258-1583 (441 amino acids)
Biological process (GO): lipid metabolic process
Cellular component (GO): mitochondrion
Molecular function (GO): heme binding
Source: RefSeq, a predicted model, not a curated record
CAGUUCGAGUUCGCUUGUUGUUUAGUCACGGCCAAUCACUGGCGCGUUCCACACGAUCGUAUAAGUAAUAUCUGCUUCACUAUCAACAAAACUGAUAUCGUUAUAAUUAGUAAUCAAACUUAACAGUGUUUUGAUAAAACGUUUUUAUCUUUAAAACGAUAUAAAUAAUCAAUUUUUUAAUACAAUUAUCGAAUUCGUAUACAAACAACUAAUGUAGUUUUCCACAGUGCGUCAAUUAAUAAAAAAUAGGUUUUAAAAUGGCUCCAGAUCCGAACAGACGACAAAUUAGCUUCCCCAAACUUCCAUACCCAUUAUACAGAGACGUAGAACCAAAAACUGUUCAUCUAUGGAUCUCAGGAAAACGAAAACAAGAUGGCGCCGAGGGUCUAUGGAGAAUACAUGACAGUAUCUAUGAUUUGACUGAUUUCAUUUCAUCACACCCUGGUGGUUCACAAUGGAUUGAAUGUACAAAGGGAACGGAUAUUACAGAGGCUUUUGAAACACACCACAUAAAUACCGACACAGUCGAAGCUUUACUGCCAAAAUAUUUCAUAAAGAAAGCCGAAACACCCCGGAAUUCACCGUUCACAUUCAAAGAGGAUGGAUUUUAUAAAACUCUAAAGACGAAAAUUGCUGCAAAACUUAAAGAAAUACCACAUGAUGUGAGAAGAAAAAGUGAUAAUGUCACCGAUUUUCUAUUUGUCUGUUUGUUAAUAAUAAGUCCACUUUGUUGCUGGAUUUUGACAAAGAAUUUAUUGUAUGGAGCAGCGGUGACAGUGCUUCUCGGGUAUAUACUAAGUGCAUUAAGUAUCUGUGCCCACAACUAUUUGCACAGGGCGGAUAGCUGGCGCAUGUACCUUAUGAACUUUAGUGGAUUUACAUACUCAGAUUUUCGGAUAUCGCAUUCUUUAUCACAUCACAUGCACACCAACACCGCGAAUGAUUUAGAGUUGAGUUUAUUGGAGCCAUUCCUGCAAUUUUUGCCGAAAGAAGACAAGCCGUUGUGGGCGCAAAUGGGAGCGUUCUUCUAUCCACUCAUAUAUUCAUUCACUGGUAUGAGUUUUAUGGUGAAAGAUAUUGUGGGGUUUUUGAGUAACACAAGCAAGAAAAGGUUAACAUGGGAUCUUUUGCUACCAUAUGUAUGGGUUGUAUGGAUGUGGUGGUUAGGUGGACAAUCCUUGUCGUGGACUAUCGUCGUCUGGAUAGCAACAAUUUUGAUAGCAAGUUUCUUCAUCAUGGUGUUCGGAUUGACAGCUGGUCACCACGCCCAUACUAAUUUCUUCGAGGGAGACGUACCAAGGGGCGAAUACUUAGAUUGGGGCAUACAUCAAAUGGAUACCAUGGUCGAGAGGGUCGAAAACAUGGAAGAUCACUUUAAAUCAAUCACGCGUUUCGGAGACCACGCGUUACAUCAUCUGUUCCCGACGCUAGACCACGCGGAGCUAAAAUAUCUAUAUCCGACCCUCAUAGAACAUUGUGAAAAAUUCGACACUCAGCUUCGGGUGACUACGUUCUAUAAUGCACUGAUAAGCCAUAGCAAGCAGCUUAUAAGGAAAUGGCCGAAUAACUUUAAAGAAAAAUAAGUGAGAAUCUAUCGGUUGAGAAAUUUUGUUUUUAUAUCUUUAGGUUUAAGUAUGUUUUGUAAACACUUUAGGAGACGAAACGUUUAUUAUUAAAAUGUUGAAAUAAAAAUUGAUGAUGUAACCUAACUACAUUGUCGUUAAUGGACUUUAAUAACUCUAUUUUUAAGGUAACUAAAGACUAUGAUUUAAAUACGUAAUAAAAAAGACUUUUUAAUACCAACUUACAUUGUGAUUUAUUGUAUUAUUGGCUGUGGUUUUAAAUAAAGGUGUGGUAGUAUCUUUAUUGAGAAUAAAUAUUUUCUAAUUUUCUAA